Messenger RNA from Brassica napus (rape), 940 nucleotides. RefSeq names its product transcription factor MYB54. NCBI's taxonomy places the organism in Eukaryota, Viridiplantae, Streptophyta, Magnoliopsida, Brassicales, Brassicaceae. The record is from RefSeq and is a predicted model, not a curated record. Gene Ontology annotation, cellular component: nucleus. The transcript is spliced from 2 exons. Gene Ontology annotation, molecular function: DNA-binding transcription factor activity, RNA polymerase II-specific; RNA polymerase II cis-regulatory region sequence-specific DNA binding. Gene Ontology annotation, biological process: regulation of DNA-templated transcription. Bases 165 to 911 code for a protein of 248 amino acids.
UAUAAUAAGCAUAUUACAGUAAAGAAGAGUGUAUCUUGUAAAAAGAAGAAAAGUGAUUUACCAUCUAUAACCCUAGAGAAGAGGAGACCAAUAUCCUCUCUCUUUUAUUCUUAUAUAUAUUUUUCUUUCUUUGCCUUGAUUUUCAUCCUUUUAUGUAGGUGGAGAUGGAGUUAGCAACCACCGAAAUGUCUAGAGGAAGCAACAGUUGUGACAAUAAGAAAACCAAAGGUCAUCGGAAAGGUCUCUGGAAACCUUUCGAAGACGACAAGCUCAAGCAACUCGUGGAACAAUAUGGUCCCCAGAACUGGAACAUCAUUGGUGAACUUUUCUCUGGAAGAACAGGGCAAAGCUGUAGACAGAGAUGGUGCAAUCAACUUGCUCCAAACAUCAACAAGGGACCUUUCACUAAGGAGGAAGAAGAGAGGCUUCUCGAAGCUCAUCGUAUCCAUGGAAAUCGUUGGGCCUACAUGGCGAAGCUGUUCCCCGGGAGGACUGAUAACGCUCUCAAGAACCAUUACCAUGUCACCAUGAAGAGACGCAAACGUAUCGGCUUAUCUUCAACGCCCACUUCUCCGUUCAACCAAAUUCGGACCCCUAUCUUUCCUCUUCCUAGGCAAAGUGAUUACCUAUACCCAUUUCAGAGGUAUCAGAUGCACAACAGUCGCGGUCCCUGGCCUUACACUUCUGCUUCAGCGCCUAGGAGUGAUCAGUUUGGAUCUUCAUGGAUCUCGAAUGCACAACAAGAAACUGAUCUUUAUAGGAGAAAGUCGAACCAGAUGUUGGAUCAUCAGGCAGCUACACCAGAUCAUGAGAAGAACUCAUCAGGAGAAGAUGGAACAUCCAUGAUAGAUCAUGGUGAAAAGAGAGAUGUUCCUUUCUUUGAUUUUCUUGGAGUUGGAUUAGAUUCUUAAAUAUAAUAAUCACAACUCAGUGAUUGUAA